AUGGCGGACACGGGAGCGAGGGAGCCAGAGCCGGUGACGCCGCCGCCGGCGCAGCAGCAGGAGCAGCAGGCGGAGGAGACCCAGGCGGUGGACGAUCGGCGGCUGUUGCGCUCGCAGUACCUCGCCGUGAAGGGCCUUAUCAGCGAUGAGAAGGAUGAAAUGGCGAGCGUGGACUCUGAUAAGUUCUGCUCCAUCAUCAACAAGGUGGAGAGCCUGCACCAGCAUGUUCAGAGGCCCAGGGAACAAAUAGCUGACGCAGAAACCCUGCUGGACCUUACCGCUAGUUUGGUAGCAUCAGUAAGGUCCCAAUCAGUUCUGGGAAUCACACCUUCUGAUUUUAUUGCUGCGCUGCUGAAGAAAUUUGGAAAGAAAGGAGGUCCCAAUGGUGAGAAUGUUUCGUUGGACUGGGCCCGUCUUGGGCUUGCUACCUCGCAUGUUUUCAUGAAGGCAUCUGGAUGUGCCACCAUGGUUGGUCCCAUGAAGACAGAAGUGAAGCCACGAAGAGUUUGUAUUAGGAAAAAGAGGACUGCAAGGCCACGUGGAAGCGCUUGCCCUGAACAGCUUGCUGAUCCAUCUGAGAAAACAAAGUCUGAUACUGACAAGAAUAUGUCUGCUAUAUUUGAUCUUCUGAGGAGGAAGAAAAAUGCAAGGCUGGAACACCUUAUUUUAAACAGGACAUCAUUUGCCCAAACAGUGGAGAACAUAUUUGCCUUGUCAUUCCUUGUGAAAGAUGGAAGAGUUCAAAUCAAAGUGAAUGAUGAGGGACAUCAUUUUGUCUAUCCAAGGAAUGCACCUGCAGCUAGUGCUGUUGCCUCAGGAGAUGUGGUCUAUAGCCACUUUGUCUUCCGAUUUGAUUUCAAAGACUGGAAGCUCAUGAAAGGGGUCGUUCCAGAGGGGGAAGAGCUUAUGCCACACAGGUCCUCUGAGACCAUAGCCAACACAGGAGUAAAUCAUACUGAGGCUGAGGUGCCCUUGGCCACACCAAGCACAACGAUCAGGAAACUCUGCAGGAACCGGGGCCUGGUCUCGCAAGAUGAGAUGAUUGCGACAGGCGCACAAGGAGUCAUGGAAAAUGAGAUGCUAGCCAUGGGUGCUAACGAAGCCAUGGAAGAUGAGAUGGUAGCUGCCAUGGGUGCGACGGAAGCUGUGGGAGACAAGAUGGUGGCAAGAGGAGCAAAGGAAGUCAUGGGAGACAAGAUGGUAAAGGAGCGGAAGGACAUGAACCUGACGUACAAGCGCAGGCGUCUGUUCCAGGACGUCUGA
Molecule: messenger RNA, 1263 nt
Organism: Miscanthus lutarioriparius
Lineage: Eukaryota; Viridiplantae; Streptophyta; Magnoliopsida; Poales; Poaceae
Source: the annotation of a GenBank genome assembly